AGUGCGCUGCUCCUCCCCGGGGAGCUCGCCUCCCUCGCGCGCGCGCGAGCGAGCGAGCCACCUUUCCUACUACUACUAGUAGCUUUUAUAUCGGCGCCAGUGGGAUAGCCUACCUCUGCCUGUACUUACAGCAGGAGCAGCCGUCGCCGCAAUUUCCACUUGCUCGUUUAGUCGCCACAGCCACAGCCACAGCCACAGCCACAGCGGUUUUAGCCUAGCCACCGCCGGGGGAACAGCACAUGGAAGGAGACGGCGACGCUAGGUCGAGGGCGGGGCUGGCCUGGGAUCUCGGGAUGCAGCAGUGGGCGCCCGCCGCCUCGGCUACUUACCCGCAGCAUUUCCUGCCGCCGCCGCCGCCGGGGGUGGCUAGCCACCACCACCAGCAGCAGCAGCAUAUGCAGCAGGAGCUCACUAGCCUAAAGCUGGGUAAGCGCCCCUGCUCGCUGGCCGGCGUCCAGGUGGCUCAGGUGGACGGCACCGGGGCUGCCGUGGUGGAAGGCAAGAGGAAGGAGAAGGCGGGCGCGCCGGCAACGGCGGCCAUGCCAAGGUGCCAGGUGGAAGGGUGCCACAUGGUGCUGGCGGGGGCCAAGGAGUACCACCGGCGGCACAAGGUGUGCGAGGCGCACUCCAAGGCGCCCAGGGUCAUCGUGCACGGCGCCGAGCAGCGCUUCUGCCAGCAGUGCAGCCGCUUCCACGCGAUGGCGGAGUUCGACGACGCCAAGCGGAGCUGCCGCCGGCGCCUUGCCGGCCACAACGAGCGGCGCCGGAAGAGCAACGCCAACGACGCCAUGGCCAGGGGCACUGCGCACGCACACGGGAUGGCGUCGUUGGCGCACGGUUUCGUGCCGUACGGCGGCCUGCCGACGUCCCCGGCUGGUGCUCUCUCUCUUCUGUCAUCGGCCAGAGGCGCCCCCUGGCUAGUCCCGACGACGCCCGGCGACGUGUUCGCCGCCCGCUCCAGCAGCGCCGCGCUGGACGAGCUCAUCGCCGAGAACCGCGCGGCGCUCCUGGCGUGCCACUUCUUCCCGCAGCGCUCGGCUGCUGCCCGGCCGACCGCCGCAGAGAUGGCGCCCACUUGGCACCAAGCGCACCAGCAGGCCCCGCCAGGCCACGCGUUGGUGGGCAAUGGCGUUGGCGUUGGCCAAGACCACGGAGCUGCUGCUCCAGCGGGGCACGUCACGCUCGACCUCAUGCAGGCGCCCUCCACGGCCGGCUUGCCGUUCCGCCCCAUGGCGCAGGGCAGGUCGGCCGGGGACGGCGGCGCGGGCCGUGGCUCGGGCGUGUCGACGCCCAUGCAGGGUGCCCAUGCCGUCUGAGCUCGCGCCGUCUCGUGCCAUACUAGCUACAUGGUGCACGUACUUUCUCUCUUUCUCUCUCUCAAAAAAAAAAAAAAACAUGGUGCACGUAGGAGGUACUACAGUACGCAGCAUGGGCGCAGCUGGGGCUUUGGUCGUUGUGUCAGCCGUGCAAUCAACUUGAGUUGGACAACAAUGUCCUGUUUGUCUUGUAGCGGGUGUUAGCUGCAUUUUUUUUUCCUUUCGAAAGAGCGCCCCAAGUAAAUUCUGCUUCUGAACUCCAAGUUGGAUUAAUUUGAAAUCAUGGGUGGUCUUCCAUGCCGUCA
This is a messenger RNA of Hordeum vulgare subsp. vulgare (domesticated barley), 1621 nucleotides long. Its product is annotated as squamosa promoter-binding-like protein 7. Bases 240 to 1316 code for a protein of 358 amino acids. The record is from RefSeq and is a predicted model, not a curated record. The transcript has 3 exons. Lineage: Eukaryota; Viridiplantae; Streptophyta; Magnoliopsida; Poales; Poaceae. Gene Ontology annotation, molecular function: DNA binding. Gene Ontology annotation, cellular component: nucleus.